This is a messenger RNA of Drosophila ananassae, 885 nucleotides long. RefSeq lists its product as uncharacterized. The transcript is spliced from 4 exons. The coding region runs from base 174 to 791 and encodes 205 amino acids. NCBI's taxonomy places the organism in Eukaryota, Metazoa, Arthropoda, Insecta, Diptera, Drosophilidae. The record is from RefSeq and is a predicted model, not a curated record.
UUGGCAACCCCGUUUGCAAUGUUUACAUUUUGCGCUUCAAUAUUUUGUUUUUCUAAUCCGAGAGAAGCCGAGUAAAUUAACAAAAAACAUAGUAGUCUGGUGCUUGGAUUGUUAUAGCCCUUCAUCUGGAAUGAACAAGGCAUCAGUCUGAUAUUUCUACUGGAACUGUUAACAUGGCUCAUCAUAACCGGCAACGUAAGGCCGCAGCCAAGGAAGUUAGAGAAGCCAGAGAGAUCAGGAUGAACCUGCAUCCGGAAUCCCCAAUCACCGAUGAUCUGCAGGAGCCCUCGCCAGGAGAACUGAUCCAGCAAACAUUCCACAAAUCAUGGCUCCAAGUACGCCGGUUGGCUGAUUAUGUGAUGAAGGAUCUUGGAGGCAAUGAGUUCAUCGAAUCCCUGGGCAGCUGGUGUGCCCGCAAUCCGCAUCUGGCCAUCUGUAUGCUGGCCGCUGGCCUGGCCUUUCUGAUACCGUUCCUGAUAAUAUUUGGCUUUGGAGUAGCCACCAUCAUGAUGACAUUCACUGGCGUUCUUGUACUGGAAGGCACUCUUCUCACUAUUGUUUCGAUGAUAUUUUUCGCAUGCGUUGGCGGCUUUGCCAUUAUGGCUCCAAUUAUCGGAGUGGCUGCCGUGGCUGCAUUUUUGGGUUUCUCUCAUGUGUGUGGAGCGUACAACGAAUCGGGAUAUAGAGGAUUUCUAAACAAGCUAUUGAACCCCCCACCACGUCCGGUGGAAAAUUUGACUGUAACCUUUUCGGAAGAAGUUAGUUCCACUUCUCCUGAUUCAAGCCUGUAAGCGACCGUUACCAUCCUGAAGAAACCUAUUUGUACUAAUUGUUGGCCAAUCAUUUUCGUUAGUUAAUAAAAAUUUCAUUUGAAUUGCCAGUUAA